AUGCCGACCGAGGAUGGACUGCUUGGUUUGGUCGGAGUGGAUGGACUCAAUCUCCAUCUAUGGUCAUUGAUGGCGAGCAUUGACGGGUUGGUAACAUGGACACAUCAAAGGGUCAUUGAUUUCAAGCAGUUUCUUGCGCCGGAAGUGGUGGCGACAUGUAUCUAUGGAGUGGAGGCAAUUGCUUUUGCUGAAGAUGCUGGGGUGAUCUUCAUUUAUGUGCACCCUAGCGUCUAUAUGAUCCAUCUCAAGUCCAUGCGGAUCGAGGAGGUGUCAGAGAAAGGGACAUAUGGCACAGUAAUUCCUUACACAAGUUUCUAUGCUCUAGGUACUUGUCAUUGUGCCGAUGUUGCACACUACACUUUAAUCUUGUCUGCAUCGUGA
Messenger RNA from Triticum turgidum subsp. durum (durum wheat), 381 nucleotides. The record is from the annotation of a GenBank genome assembly. Lineage: Eukaryota; Viridiplantae; Streptophyta; Magnoliopsida; Poales; Poaceae.